Dendronephthya gigantea is the source of this 946-nucleotide messenger RNA. RefSeq lists its product as uncharacterized. The coding region runs from base 129 to 725 and encodes 198 amino acids. Lineage: Eukaryota; Metazoa; Cnidaria; Anthozoa; Malacalcyonacea; Nephtheidae. The record is from RefSeq and is a predicted model, not a curated record. The transcript has 3 exons.
UUCACUCAAUUGGGUCCAAAGAAAACCCAGCAAAGUCUUGCAAGGAAAUUUAUGAGCAAGAAAAAUAUUCACCCAGUGGAGCGUAUUAUUUGAAUAUCACCGGAGUUGCAACUAAAAUCUAUUGCUUCAUGGAGGAAGGUGAAACGUGUCCUGCUGGAUCCACACUUGUCCUCAAAAUUGACGGAACCAAGGACACGUUCAAAUACUCCUCUCCGUUGUGGUCAAAUAAAGAGGCUUAUCAGGAAGAGAAUGGAGACGCUCUUUUGGACUCGAAAGAGACGAAACUCGCCUCGUACUGGACAGUUCCUUUCACCAGGGUUUGUAUAAACAUGCGAAAAGUAGAUUCCUUAAAUACGGAGUCGCUUGUUAUCGAUGAAGCUUCGACUUCGCUUUACGAUAUUCUGGCGGAUGGGAAAUAUCACGGUACGAAAGGGGGGCGAGAUAUUUGGGAAACAAUACUUCCUGGUUCCAGUCUCCCCAGCGGUUGCUUCCGUGAAGGUUUUAAUGCGCAUGGCAAACGAGAUGACUCCGCUGGGGCUCGUAUAGGAGUAAUAGCAAGCAGCGACCAAUCAGAUUGUACUUCGCCUGAUUCGUUUCUUGGUUUUGGCACCGAGGGGGGAGCAUGCGCAAACAACAGGCAAAUUUCUUGUGGAAACGAUUCUGGUGCGUGCAAGAAGGCCACCAACCAACCUAUCCCGGCUUUUGGAUAUAUUUUUGUUCAUUAGAGAUCAAUUACUCUUCAUGUGUAGAUGAUAUAUAUAAUAUUUGUUUAUGGUGCGGUAUAAAUUAGCUCAAAUGUUAGACAUAUUUACAUUUUUUUAAUUUUGACAUUUUAUAUUUUAUAUUUUUUGAAUUUUUUUGUUCCUUCAAUUUUCAGUUGAUAUCGAAUUUAUUUGUAAAAUAGUUGAUUUCUUUUAACUAAAAGUAUGAAUAUAAUUGUUAUUAG